AUGAAAUAUCAAUUAUUUAUUUGUACAAUCUUUUCAAUUGUACUUACUGUACAAUCUUUUAACGUAAAUUCUGGAAAUAAUGUUGCUGCUUAUUGGGGACAAAAUGGAGCAGCAGGUGGUGGAAAACCAUAUCAAACUCAAAUCGAUACUUAUUGUACUGACAAUACUUAUGAUGUUAUUUUCGUAUCAUUCUUGAAUACUUUUUUCUCAUCUGAGAAUAUCAUUGGAACAUCGAUCCCAGCACCAGGUUUGAAUCUUGCCAAUAUGUGUGGUUCUCUCUAUCCAGGUUAUUCACAACUUCUUCAAUGUCCAGCCGUAGGUUCCGGUAUUCAAACCUGUCAGACCAAAGGUAAGGCUGUAAUCCUCUCGCUCGGUGGUGCCGUCGGUAGCUAUGGAUUCAGUAGUUCUGCACAAGCUCAACAAUUCGCCACAACAGUUUGGAACAUGUUCCUCGGUGGUAACAACCCAACUUACCCACGUCCAUUCGGUGCCGUUCAACUCGAUGGUGUCGACUUGGAUCUCGAGAAUGGACAAUCGCAAUACUUUGAUGUUUUCGUGCAGACCUUGAAGAACACCUACUUUGCCAACGCCCCAAAGAAAUAUUAUGUCACCGCUGCGCCACAGUGUGUCUAUCCAGACGCCUCGAUCGGACCAAAUCCAGGAACCGCACUGUCGACCGGUUUGUUGGAUUUCAUCAACAUUCAAUUCUAUAACAACUACUGUGGUUUGGCUUCGGGAUCAAGUUUCAACUACAAUACUUGGGCCAAUUGGAUCACUGCCAACUCACCAAACACUAAAAUCUUUAUUGGUGCACCAGCCGAUACCUAUGCUGCCGGUAGUGGUUACGUCACCGCUCAAACUCUCACCAAUCUCGUUUCAACCUACAUCAACAGUCCAACAUUCGGUGGUGUCAUGCUCUGGGAUAUUUCAGUUGCACAGGGUAACAUUGUCUCUGGAUCAACUACCUAUGGUCAAUAUGUUUCGAAAUACCUCAAACAAGCUAAGCCAACCACUGGUGGAUCGACAACUUCCACCACAACCUCAUCAACUACCACUGUCAAGCCAACCACUGGAUCUACAACUUCCACUACCGGUACAACCACUGUCAAGCCAACUACUGGAUCAACAACUUCCACAACCACUGUUAAACCAACUACUGGAUCGACAACUACCACUGGUACUACCACUGUCAAGCCAACCACUGGAUCAACUACUUCCACCACCUCAUCAACUACAACUGUCAAACCAACAACCACUACCACCACUACUGGACCAUCGACUACCUCCACCACAGGCACAACAACUUCACCAAGCACAUUGGCUUUCAGUCAAAGUGUUACCUCGCAAUGGGGUAGUGGAUCGGGUAUCACCAGUCAAAUCAAUGGUCAAGUGACCAACAAUGGAGCAUCUUCUGUUAGUAAUCCAAAAUUCACUUCACCACAAUCAAGCUUAAUCAGUGGAAUGUGGGGACUUGAAUCUGCUACUGUCAAUGGUCAAAUCGUUUGGUCACUUCCAUCAUGGUCGACCACUCUUGCGCCAGGUUCAUCGGUCAGCUUUGGUUAUGCCAUCAACUCUGCCAACCCAGCUACCUUUACUCGUAUUGCUUAA
Molecule: messenger RNA, 1608 nt
Organism: Heterostelium album PN500
Lineage: Eukaryota; Evosea; Eumycetozoa; Acytosteliales; Acytosteliaceae
Product: chitinase
Exons: 2
Coding region: 1-1608 (535 amino acids)
Biological process (GO): carbohydrate metabolic process
Cellular component (GO): extracellular region
Molecular function (GO): polysaccharide binding; chitinase activity
Source: RefSeq, a predicted model, not a curated record